Messenger RNA from Tachysurus vachellii, 507 nucleotides. Its product is annotated as snaclec agglucetin subunit beta-1-like. Lineage: Eukaryota; Metazoa; Chordata; Actinopteri; Siluriformes; Bagridae. Bases 1 to 507 code for a protein of 168 amino acids. The transcript has a single exon. The record is from RefSeq and is a predicted model, not a curated record.
AUGUCAUACUCAGGCACCUGGACAUGGUCUGAUGGAGAUCCUGCUAUUUUUCGGAACUGGGAUUAUGGAUCAUAUGUUUCUACACAAUAUAGUGAAGUUUGUGCUUUCAUAUAUAAUAGUGGAACCUGGAGUAAUCAGUGGUGUCAGUACAAUAUACCUUUCGUUUGCUAUCGGUUCUUGAUCCUGGUGAAGGAGAAGAAGACCUGGGAAGAGGCUCAGGAGUUCUGCAGGACAAAUUACACUGGUUUGGCCUCUGUGACCUCUGAGACGAGCCUGAGGCAGCUGAAUCUAGAGACAGUGGGGACGGAGACAGAGAGCGUGUGGACCGGUCUGCGCUUCAUGAAUGGACAAUGGUUCUGGGUGAGCGGGGAGCAGCUGGGGAGCCUGGUCUCAAUGCCUUCAUGUCCAGCUCUAUCUUACCGCUGUGGAGCUCUCAACACCACGACAAACACCUUGCAGAACCUGAACUGUAAUGAGAAGCUGAACUUCGUCUGCUACUGGAAUUGA